Lactuca virosa is the source of this 2538-nucleotide messenger RNA. NCBI's taxonomy places the organism in Eukaryota, Viridiplantae, Streptophyta, Magnoliopsida, Asterales, Asteraceae. The record is from the annotation of a GenBank genome assembly.
AUGACAAAGUCACCCUUCACAGGUACUUGUGAUAGGGGUGAAGGUUUGUUGGACCUUGUACACACGGAUGUGUGUGGGCCCUUCAGAGUUGCUACAAGGGAUGCUAAUCGCUAUUAUGUGACUUUUACUGAUGAUUACAGUAGAUAUGGAUAUAUUUACUUAAUCAAGCAUAAGUCAGAAACCUUUGAAAAGUUCAAAGAGUUUAAGCAGGAAGUGGAGAAUCAAUUGGGCAGGAACAUCAAGAUGCUCCGAUCCGAUCGAGGAGGAGAGUAUCUUAGCAUUGAGUUCCUUGACUAUCUUAAGGAAUGUGGGAUUGUCUCACAAUUGACACCUCCCAGAACACCACAGUUGAAUGGUGUAGCUGAGAGGCGCAAUCGAACCUUGUUGGAUAUGGUUCGUUCCAUGAUGAGUCGAGCUUCGUUACCAAUCUCUUUCUGGGGGUAUGCCUUAGAGACUGCCGCCCAUAUCCUUAAUCUAGUCCCUACUAAAAAGGUUGCCAAAACACCUCACGAGAUGUGGACUGGGAAAGUUCCCAAUUUGGACCACAUCAAGAUUUGGGGUUGUGAAGCUUUCGUGAGGCGUGAGACUCAUGAUAAGCUUGAACCUCGAAGUGAGAGGUGUAUUUUCAUCGGCUACCCACAGAGAUCCUUUGGUUACCUCUUCUACAGACCCAGUGAUAAUGUGGUUUUUGUAGCAAGAAGAGGAGUCUUUCGUGAGAGAGAAUUCAUAAGCCAAGGGGACAGUGGGAGGCAAAUUGACCUUGAAGAGCUUCAAGAGUCAAGUGGUGAAGGAACCUCAAAUGCUAUCGACCAACCUCCUGUUGAUCCGAUAGAUGAGUCUGUACCUCCAAGACGUUCCACUAGGGUGAGGAACACACCUGAUUUUUAUUAUGGUUAUCACAUCACCACUGAAGGUGAUACAUUUAUUAGUGAUAGUACACUAAUAGAUUUGGAUGAACCUAAUAACUACAGGGAAGCCAUGGCAGGCCCUGAGUCUGCUAAAUGGAAGGAGGCUAUGGACAGUGAGAUUCAGUCCAUGUAUGACAAUCAAGUUUGGAACUUGGUUGACAAUGUACCAGGUCGUAAGACAGUUGGGUGCAAAUGGAUCUUCAAGAAGAAGACCGACAUGGAUGGGAAGGUACACACUUAUAAAGCGCGACUGGUUGCGAAGGGCUUUACUCAAACUCCGGGAGUUGACUAUGAUGAGACCUUCUCACCAGUAGCUAAGAUUAAGUCUAUUAGAGUAUUGUUAGCCAUAGCUGCAUUUCAUGAUUAUGAAAUAUGGCAAAUGGAUGUCAAAACCGCUUUCCUUAAUGGAAAGUUGGCUGAGGAUGUUUACAUGGCUCAACCAGAGGGUUUUGUCGAUACAAGAUACCCUAAUAGAGUGUGUAAGCUUGAUAAAUCCAUUUAUGGAUUGAAACAAGCAUCUCGCAGAUGGAAUCUUUGCUUUGAUGAGAAAGUCAAAGAGUUUGGCUUUUCUAGGAGUGAGGAUGAGUCUUGUGUGUAUGUCAGGGCUAGUGGGAGCAUAGUUAGCUUCUUGGUGUUGUAUGUGGAUGACAUACUUCUCAUAGGAAACGACGUCCCAACCUUGCAGGAGGUUAAGUCCUGGCUUGGGAAGUGUUUCGCUAUGAAGGACCUUGGAGAAGCUGCCUAUAUCCUAGGGAUAAGGAUAUUGAGAGAUAGGAGUAAGAGACUAAUUGGACUUAGUCAAAGUACUUAUGUGGAUAAGGUACUGAAGAGGUUCAGUAUGCAAGAUUCCAAGAAAGGAGAAUUACCAAUCCAGAGUAAUGCCAAGCUGAGUAAGACUCAGAGUCCGAGUACAGAGGCUGAGAUAGCUGAAAUGAGUCAUAUACCAUAUGCUUCCGCUGUGGGCUCGAUCAUGUAUGCUAUGACUUGUACUCGCCCUGAUGUGGCCUUUGCUUUGAGCAUGGUCAGUAGAUAUCAAGGGAACCCUGGCAAGGCACACUGGACAGCGGUAAAGAACAUUCUCAAGUAUCUGCGGAGGACUAAGGAUUGGGUCCUUACCCUCGGAGGCAGUGAUGACUUGAGAGUGGAAGGAUAUAGCGAUGCUAGCUUCCAGACUGAUAGGGAUAAUUUCCGCUCUCAGUCAGGCUGGGUCUUUAUCCUAAAUGGAGGGGCAAUUACUUGGAAAAGUUCCAAGCAGGAGACAGUAGCUGAUUCUACUUGUGAAUCAGAGUACAUAGCAGCAAGUGAAGCAGCUAAGGAGGCGAUAUGGCUAAAGAACUUCAUCGGAGACCUUGGAGUUGUACCAGCUAUAAAGGAGCCAAUGGAAAUUUUUUGUGACAAUGAAAGUGCGGUUGCUUUGGCUAAGGAACCAAGAGAUCACGGGAGAUCUAGGCACAUUGACAGAAAAUACCAUUUCAUCAGACAUCGAAUAGAAGAAGGACUCCUCGUGGCUAAGAGGGUAUCAUCAAAUGAGAACCCGACAGAUCCCCUCACGAAGGGACUGAGCAGGGUUAAGCAUUUACAGCAUGCGAGGCGCAUUGGGCUGAGGGAUGAUAUUAGUUUCAAUAAUUAG